UGAUGUUUCUAUUGUUAAUCCUAGAAAAUUUAUAAUUAUUUCAAAUAAUUUAAUCGGAAAAGAAUGUGUUUGGUAGAUUUUUAUUUAAAAUACGAAUAAAAAUGUGGUCGCAGGUGCUUCGGAUUUACUUACGGAUAUAUAUAUGAGACAUAUAAAUAAUAAAUAAUUAGAGUUUAAGUAAAAUUAUAUGAAAGAAUUCACAGAAAGAUGCAUGGAUUUAAUUAAUAAAGGGUAUAAUGAAACUUAGGCAUUUUUAGUUGAUAAAACAGUUAAAUUAUUGAUGAUUUUCUUCGAUAAAUAUGAAGGAGUUAAUUUAGAAAAUGAGUUUAAUUUAUAAUAAUAAGUUUAAUAUUAAUCUGGGUUUUUGAAUGUAUCGUUUACUUUAAUUCCAGAUAAUGUUAAAAAAGAAUUAAGAAUUAAUAUUAAUUAUCCUUUUUCAAUUAUAAAGUAAAAAGUUAGUAAAGAAUUCGGAAUUCCAAUUAAUGCUUUAGUACUUUAAUGUAAAAAUAAAUAAGAAAUUGUAGAUAAUGAUGAUGAUGAAUAGACACUUAAAAAAUAUCAAUUAAGUACUAAUUUUAUUGUAAGAAGAAAGCCUAUUUCUGAUGAAGAAGCUAAUUAUCACCCAAAAAAUCACAUCUAUUAAAAUAUUAAAUAUUUUGAUUUAUUAUUUGAUAUUCUAUCAAAGAAUUUCGCUUCAGAGGAAUGUCAUAAUAAUCUAUGGGAUUUAUUAAUGAAAUUACCUUUAAAUGAACAUAUAAAAUAAAGUAUUUAAUGCAUAGAUUAACCUUGGUAGUAAAUAUUUAAAGGAACGUUUCAUAAAAAGCUAUAUUGUUUGAAUAUUAUCGAAGAAUUAUCGUCAAAUAGAUAAUACAUAUAAUGGUAAGAAAAAUUCAUAAAUAAUAAAGGUUUAAAUAGUCUUAUAUAGGAAUUAAUAUAUCUUGAUAUGACUAUAAUAAAAAGUGCAUUAUCAAAAAAAUUUGUGUCAAAAUUAAUACAAAUAAUACAAUAUUAUUUAUAAUGCACAGAUAUCACAUUUUAAACAUUAUUUAGAGAAAAUAAACCAGCGGACUAAUAAUAAGCACUUUUAAACAAAUUAAUUCAAUGCAUUUUGUGUAUAUGUGAAUAUUGUAAAUUGAGAGAAUAAAAUGACUUGGAAAAUUGUGCUUAAGAAAAAUAAAAUUGGGAAAAUCAAAAAUAUUAAUUUUAAAGACAAUAAUAAUAUUAAAUGAAUAAUAAUAAUAAUAAAAAAAGUAAUGUAUUAUUACUUAUGCCUUUAUUAUUUGAAAAAAUACUACCCAGUAUAGUCAAUAAUAGUAAGUUUUAUGGAAAUUUCAAAGAAAGAACAAGCCCUUUCUUUUAAUUAUGUUAAGAUAUUUUAGAAUAUUAAUAAAAAGAAAUCUUUAAUUUGAAUUAUAUAGUCCUUUAACACUAAUUAAUUUCCUAUAUUAUAAAUAGGGAAACACUAGAAAGAUCUAAGAAUGAAAAAGAUGAUAUAUUAAUUGGUAUUUUAGGUAUUUUGAGGCGUUUGAUUAAUAUUUAUGGCAAUAAGAAAUUAGAGUUAGACGAAUAAUAUAAUUUUGUAUAAAUUUUAAUUAAUUUUAAUUUUGAAAUUCCUUCGGCAGCCGAAAACGAAAAUAAUAAAAAAAUGAAAGGACCAAAAUGUAAAAACUCAGAAAGUAGAUAAUAAGCAUUUGAUUUAUUAUAUACUUUUGCAAAAAGCUGUAAUGAGAUUUUAAUGAAAAUUGUUGAUUUUAUUACUCCACUUAUUGUAAAUGGAGAUUGGAGAACCAAAAAUAGUAGAGAUUGGAAUAUUAUACCUAAAUUUAAUGAAAAAUCACCUACUGGAUAUGUUGGAUUGAAAAAUUUAGGAUGCAUUUGUUAUAUGAAUUCGUUACUUUAAUAGUUUUAUAUGAUUCCUUCUUAUAGGUAAGCUAUUUUAAAUUGUAAAGAUAAAGAAUUUGGCAAAACUGAAAAUGAAGAAAAUUUACUUUUUUAAUUAAAAUGCAUUUUCACUGCUCUUACAUAUAGUGAUAAAGAAGCUUAUAACCCGAAAUUGUUUUGCAAUGCUUUUAAGGAUUUUGAUGGAAAUCCGACCAAUGUUUAUGAAUAGAUGGAUGUAGAUGAAUUUUUUAAUGUUUUUAUGGAAAAAAUUGAAAAUUAAAUGAAAAAUACUAAACAUUAAAAUGCAAUUUAAUAACAUUUUGGAGGUGUCUUAUCUAAUGAAAUUAUAUCUAAAGAUUGUUAACAUUAUUCUGAAUAGGAAGAACCAUUCCUUAGUCUAUCUUUAGAGGUUAAAAAUAAAAAAAAUAUUAAAUAAAGUCUAGAGUCUUUAAUAUAAGGGGAAAUGUUAGAAGGAGAUAAUGCUUAUCAUUGCGAAAAAUGUGGAAAAAAAGUAAAUGCUUUGAAAAGAAUGUGUUUGAAAAGACUUCCUAAUCAUUUAAUUAUGGUUUUGAAAAGAUUCGAAUUCAAUUUUGAUACAAUGUAAAAAGUCAAAAUAAAUGAACUUUGUGAAUUUCCUGAAGAAAUUGAUUUAUAUGAAUUUUCUUAACAAGGAUUACGAAAAAUAGAAUAAAAAACAUAAAAUUAAGAACAAAGAGAAUAUAAUAAAGAUGAAUAAGAAUUUCCAGAAAAUUAUUUUAAAUAUAGAUUAAAUGGUGUAGUAAUACAUAUGGGAAUAGCUGAUUCUGGGCAUUAUUAUUCAUAUAUAAAAGAAAGAGAUCAGGAAGGUGAAAAUAGAUGGAUGGAAUUCAAUGAUAAUAUAGUAAGACCUUUUGACCCAAAAAAUAUUCCUAAUGAAGCUUUUGGAGGAUAGGAGAAAUGGAAAUAUUAAUGUGCUGGCGAUAAUAUUAAUUAUAGAUAGAAAAUAAGAAACGCUUAUCUACUUUUUUAUGAUAAAGUUGAAAUUUUCCCAAGUGAAAAAAAAAGUGGAAAUCAAAAAAAAGAAAAUAACGAAUAAUAAUAAGAAGAAAUCAAAGAAAAUGAACUUGAUGUAGAAAACGAAAAAGAAGAUUAAUAUUGGGAAACUUAUUGUGGUAAUUUUAAAUAGGAACUUUUAGAAUAGAAUAAAUUUUUCCAUUUACAUAAGAUUAUUUUUAGUAAAGAAUUUAUGAAGUUUAUGUCUAAUAUUAUUAUUGAUUAUAAUAUUGAUAGUAAUUUAAUUCCAAUAUAAUAUCCUUUUAUUAUGGAAAAAAAUUCAAAGCAUUAUUUCGAUUUUGAAAUAAUCAAAUUUUGCCUAAGGUAUUUCUUUACUACUCUUAUAAGGGAAAAAUCUAAAAAUGAUAUUUAUUUAUACUUUAAAUUUAUAACUUAGGCUAUUUAAAAAAAUAUACCUACUUGUUAAUGGUUAAUAUGUGCAUUUAGUGAUCCAGUAAUAAUAAAGGAAAUUUUAAUGGGUAAUUGUUAGUAAAUAAAAAAAGAUAUAAUAAUAAUAUUAGAAUAAGCUGCUUUGUAAGUAUAUAAUUUAGAAUCUUCAAAAUUAUCUAUAGAAAACAUAGAUCAUACAGCUAUUCCAAAAACACUUUUUGAGAAUUUAUUAAAUUCUCUUUUAUGUUGUAUAUAAAAUGCAAAUGAAUAUAAUGAUUUUUUCGAACUUAUUUAUAGAUUAAGCUAAUUUGGGCCUUUUGUGGUUAGUUAUUAUUUGGAAAAAUAAGUAAUUACUAGAUUAAUUGAUUUUGUAUUUUUUUUUGGUAAAAAAACAAAAGCGUCUGGGUCUUCUUAAGGGAAUUAUUAAAGAGAUAAUUCAGAUUUAAAAUAUUAGGAAUAUUCUAAUUAACAUCUUAUUGGUUAUCCUUCUAAAGAUGAAAUAAAGAAAUAAUAAAAUAGAAUUAAAUAAGAUAAAUAAUUUUAAAAUUUUAAUUUAAGUAAGUAGUAUUUGUGGUAAACACUAAGUUUACUUAUUAAGAGUUGUAAUUCUAUGCCAAAAAAUCCAUUUAAAAUUGGAUAUUUAAAUUAUAAUUUGUAAUUAAAAUAUAUAUUAUAUUAUAUAUAAAUAUAAUAUGAUUGUAAAGAAAAAGGAUCUUAUAAAGCUGUGAAUUAGAUUUUAGAAUAUUUAUGCUUUGAAGAUAAAAACUUAUCGUAGAAUGUUAUUAAUGCAUGUGCUAUGGCAAUUAAAGAUAAACAAUGUCAUGAAUAUAGGGGUUACUUUGCAUGUUUAAAGAAAUAAUUUUUAAUUAAAGAUUAACUUUAGAAUGAUAGAAUUGAUUUUGGAAUGAAAAACUUAUUUAAAUCAAUUAUUGAAAAUAAAUAAUUUUUCUAUGAAAGUGAUAUUUCAAUAUAAUACUUAAUUAGGAUGUGCAUGAGAAAUAAAUAAAUAGUUAAUUGGAUGAGUUAAAAUAUUAAUUUAUGGUGCUAAUUUAUAAAAAAUAUAGAAAAAUAAACAUUGAUGAGUACAUAAUUUAUAGAAUAAAAAUAGUAAAUAUAUAUAUUUAUAAAAUAUAUUUAUAUAUAUAUAUAUUUAUAUAUAUAUAUAUUUUUUAUUUUUAUAUAUAUUUUUUAUACAUAUUUAUUUAUAUAUAAUAUAUUAUUUUUUUAUAUGUUUUAAAUAUAUUUUUUUUUAUAUAUAAAUUUUUUUAUACAUUUUUAUAUAUAUUUAUAUAUAUAUAUAAACAUAAUAGAAAUAACUAAGUGA
Ichthyophthirius multifiliis is the source of this 4627-nucleotide messenger RNA. Its product is annotated as ubiquitin carboxyl-terminal hydrolase family protein, putative. The record is from RefSeq and is a predicted model, not a curated record. NCBI's taxonomy places the organism in Eukaryota, Ciliophora, Oligohymenophorea, Hymenostomatida. Gene Ontology annotation, biological process: protein deubiquitination. Gene Ontology annotation, molecular function: cysteine-type endopeptidase activity; cysteine-type deubiquitinase activity. The transcript has 10 exons. Gene Ontology annotation, cellular component: nucleus; cytosol.